Onychostoma macrolepis is the source of this 1032-nucleotide messenger RNA. RefSeq names its product folliculogenesis specific bHLH transcription factor (gene figla). The transcript has 4 exons. Lineage: Eukaryota; Metazoa; Chordata; Actinopteri; Cypriniformes; Cyprinidae. Bases 119 to 766 code for a protein of 215 amino acids. Gene Ontology annotation, biological process: developmental process; regulation of transcription by RNA polymerase II. The record is from RefSeq and is a predicted model, not a curated record. Gene Ontology annotation, molecular function: DNA-binding transcription factor activity, RNA polymerase II-specific; protein dimerization activity; RNA polymerase II transcription regulatory region sequence-specific DNA binding.
UCUAGACAAUAUGAUCGAUUUAAAUGCUAUGUCUCCUCACACAGAUAUAUUAAAUGAUGUACUGCGCUGAGAGAUUGUGUCGUUUAGUAUUUUGAAGGAAUCUGUGAAUGCAGGUGAGAUGAGCAGCAGGAGGUUCAGGGCUGUGGUGGGUCUCAUGAAGGUCCCAGAGCGCGAGCUCAUGGGUGAUGUUUUAUUACGCGACAGCGCUGAGCCCUCGCUUCCAGUUCACGUCAAUAUCGGUAAAUUUGUGCGCUUGGAUGACGGUCAGUAUAUCGACACCGAGGACCGGGAUAAAGCUGUGAAGAGACGACAGCUCGCAAACGCGAAGGAGAGACUGAGGGUGAGGAGUCUGAACAGCAUGUUCUCGUACCUGCGGCGUAUUGUGCCAGUGAUGCCUCGAGACAGAAAGCCCAGUAAAGUGGACAUGCUGAAGGCUGCGACCGAGUACAUCCGGCUCCUGUCAGCUGUGCUCAAACACACCUCUGCCACCAGUAAUGGGGAUGCAAAUGUUUUGCUAGAGACUGGAAUCAACUGCUCCAGCUUCGAGACUGACUGCUCUGAUCUCUGGAACAUGGAGGAUCGCUGGUCUCCGUCUCACUGUCAGGUCCUGGAGUCCACGUCGAGCCCCUUUCUGUCCGAGAGCGUGAUGACCGCAGCGGACGAUGACCUCGACCUCAACAACAUGACGGUGCAGUGUGUCGUACCCAUGUACAUCGUUCAGGUCGGCUCCGAACAAACUGUGCUGGCCAGUGCACUCUCGUCUUAGGUGCAUUAUGUUAUAUUAUAUUAUAUUAUCACUGACUUGUGCCUCUUCACUCUUUGUGCCAUUUGUCUCUAAUAUUACUAAAACAUGUGAAAUAGAUGAGGAUUGAUGGUUGAUUUGAUUCUGAACUGUCAUGAGACUUUAUUUUGUUGUAUUUAUUUCCUCAUAAGAGCAAACUCCUUUACAUAUGGGAGAAAAUGUUUAUGUUGAGUCUUAUCACGUUUGUUUUGCAAAUGUAAAUAAAUUGUAAAUAGUCAUUUUAAAGUGUU